GAGUCGGGUUAGUGCGACGCGCUCCGUGGCUAGACGUGGGGCAGGGCGCCGGUAUUGCAUAAUGCGCCCUGUGGGCCGUGAGCCCUCUCGCAGCCCGCCGCUCGUGAGCACCUAGCUGUGCCUAGCUGUGCCGCUUUGCCCGCGUACUGUAGCCGGCGAGCCGACAUGAGAGCGGCGCGCUGGCUACGGCCCAUAGUACCCUUAUUAACGCUCCGUAUACUCUUGGAGUAUAUCAAGUCCCUCGACACCGCCGUACAUUCAAAACAUAUUAAUUCUUUACCAAAGACGUGUGUCAACGCGGCCAUAAAUUUUAGUUUUAAGAAGACAUCUUAAACAAUGAGAUUUUUUAUACAAUUAUAAAACUACAAAGACUUUUUAUCAACAAAAUGAGACUGUCAACCAGCGAAGAAAUCCCCAGCACAACGGUUGGCCGUACAGCCAGUCCUAAUAUUGGUGUCGUCAAUGAUGCCUAUGACGUCACCAGGAUGAGGGAAGAGGAGUUUGAGAGGCUCACAGUAUACAUCGUCCCCGAUGUUCCCUGUGAGCGAGGAGUGUCCAAUAGAGCUGAGAGAACACUUCCUCGCAGCUUGGCUUUAAGACCUUCUGCAGUAUUAUCUACGCCUAACACGCCGACUGAAGGAGUUUGGAGUACGGGUGUGAUACCACGAGGUACAAGGUUCGGACCAUUCGAAGGGACAAGAACGCCAAACAAACCGAAUGACAAAGUAUCGUGGAGGUACUACUGGAGGGUACAAGAAACGGUCAGACAUCACACUUAUGGAAACAUUAAGAUAUUCAAAGAUAGUGACUACUAUUACCUUGACGGAUCAGACACCAGCGUAGCGAACUGGAUGAGAUAUGUUGCCUCAGCGUACUCGCUGUCAGUAAUGAACCUUGUUGCGUGCCAACACCAAGAACACAUAUACUUUUACACUAUCAGAGACAUUUUACCAAACGAAGAGCUGAUGGUGUGGUAUUGUAAAGACUUUGCAACUAGGCUUGGUUACGACAUUGAUCCGGAAAGAGCAACAUAUUCUAUAUGCAAAGAAGAAACAAUAAAAAAGGCAUACGGCCUGCCCCCAGCGCCAGUACAUCCAGAAAUAGCUUUCAAUCAUAUGAAAUAUGUUCUUGGACUAUCCAAUGCAAAAGAAAUGAUGGAAACCGAUAUACCUAACAGGCGAAUUAAGCGAGAAAACAGUGACAAAAAUAACAGUGAAAUCGCUCCUAGAAUAGAUAUAUCACCUAAUGUUAUCCAACCAAAAAUGGAAAACUCGCAUAUCAUAAGCGAGCAUCGUCCUAUAUCUCCCAGUGCGUUAAUGCAACCACCAUCACCUAAAUUGCACCACAGAGAUGCCACAUUAAUUAUUCACCAACACAAAGAAAGUACUUCGCAUUUAGUAAUACAUCAAAUGGAAAAUCCAAGGAUACAUAGCAGAUCACCAUCUCAAAUGCAUCACCAUCGAGAUAUGCGCGGACCUUCGCCGAUGGCUCUACAUCCAGGUAGCAAAUCGCCAAGCCUCUCUCAUUGCGUACCAUCCCAUUAUGAACACCAACUUACUCCUAAUGACGGGUCUGUAAGGUCAGACGAAGGGUACCAUAGCAAUGGUUAUCACGAUGAGUUUACACCACCAGAAGACUCUAGUGAUUCUGACGUAGAAAACUACGUACUGGAUUGUUCUAAUAAGACAAACGAACCUAAAGAAACCGUAAUCGUUCAAAAAGUAGAACAAGACAUGCAUCGUAAUGAAUUUAGGAAAGUAAAAAUAAAAAUGCCUAGAGCAUAUCAAUAUCAGAAUGUUAAGGAUAUGGACUGCGAAAGUGAAAAGGAGCUGAUUAUCGCGGAAGAAUUAGCAAAUACUACACCACAAAAUUUAUCACCUCCUCGAAGAGACCCAGCCACAUCGACUGUUAUUGUAUUAGAAUCGUCACAAAACACAGUAGUUCCUAUAAACAAACCGUACUACGAAGAUGGUGCACUUUCACCCUCACCACAACCGGCAUUCCUCAGGUAUUCACCUCCAGAUACAAGAAUUUUAGAAACUAUUCUUACUGGAAACAGAAUGGACACUAAUAACAAUGAUCCGAACAGAAGACAACCAAAUGCAACGCCACCUCCAUCAUCACCCACGGAAAUGGCAUAUUCGUAUAAGAAAAGCCAAAGAUAUGGUAAUGCUUGUAGUCCUGACUCUAGUUCAAACCUAACACCGUUGCCAUCUCUUUUGCCAUUACCUCAACAACUGCCAACUCCUAACUCAGUUUCGCUUUAUGCUGCAUCACCACCACAUACCAUACCCCACACGACAGAAAUUCGGGAAAUAAGAGAAAUACGCGAAAUAAGAGAGACGCGUUAUGAAAGUCACUAUCCGAACUAUUCCUACAAUCUGUAUUCUCCGCCGAAUUCAACCAUAAUUACACAGCUUGGUUCACCACCGACUACAUAUUCCCCUACGGUAACAUCAUCGCAUCAGUAUGAGAGAAACCAAAGCGGACAAGGCAAUCAUCACUACCCAUCAUCUACUAGCGUCAUUACUUUGAAAAACUGCUCACAAUUAAGCUUAAUACAAAAUGGUAAUCCACUCGUACCGCAGCAUGGCAGCCUAAGUCCAGACGGUUCCUGCAAUAUGAUGAUGGGACCAAUGAGCCCCAAUUCACAAUCAUCGCGUGGCUACAGAAGUUUACCAUAUCCUUUAAAGAAGAAAGAUGGAAAAAUGCAUUAUGAAUGCAACGUUUGUUGUAAAACGUUUGGCCAGUUAUCAAACCUGAAAGUACACCUGAGAACACACUCGGGAGAGAGACCAUUUAAAUGUAAUGUCUGCAGUAAAUCUUUCACACAACUCGCUCAUUUACAAAAGCACCAUUUAGUACAUACUGGAGAGAAACCGCACCAAUGUGAUAUUUGCAAGAAGAGAUUCUCAUCGACGUCCAAUCUUAAGACUCACUUACGAUUGCACUCCGGUCAGAAACCAUACGCCUGCGACCUUUGUAUGCAGAAAUUUACACAGUUUGUUCAUUUAAAACUUCACAAACGUCUUCACACAAAUGACAGGCCGUACGUUUGCCAAGGAUGCGACAAGAAGUACAUAAGCGCUUCAGGUCUGAGAACUCAUUGGAAAACAACGAGCUGUAAACCGAACAAUAUUGAAGAAGUUUUGGCUAUUACUAACGCAGCGAACACUGAAUGCAUGGGUAACGUCGACAAAGACUGCCACGAGAGAGAGGGGCAUGAAAGUUACGAAGUUUCCGCAUCGCAAGGAGGGGUUAUGACCGGUGGGGCUCGCAGCCUAUCCCUCGGGGAAGCAAUGAUGGGAGCGCACACGACCACACCGCAUCUGACAGGACACGGUCACAUAUCGCCAGGACCCGGUCAGUACCGCAGCAUGAUGCCCGCCCAAAGUGAACAUGACCAGCACUACUCGAAUGGGUCAGCUGAAACCAGGCCCACAGUGAUAGAAUCGAGCCAGCCUCUUAUCAUCGAGUGCACUUGAGGCCCAAGACCUGCAAUCCUAAGCAGUCGCCGUCACACGUACUCCUUUGCGUGAAAGCCCGCCGCGUUAUGUGAUUUCAGUCUUGUGAUUAAGUGAAAGUAUCAUUUUAUUAGAGACACAUUCGUGUUUAUUCGUCUCGUCUCAUUUAGUGGCUAUGAGAUUAUGAAAAUUAUCGUGUAUAUUUGUAUAGAUACCUGUAAGUUAGAAAUUAUCGUAUCGCAACGUAUUAAGUACUAAGUACUGACAUAGAAUUCAUCCAUUAUAAGACUAUCUAGUGUAUAGGGCCUGGAGUAUUUGUUAGACUCAGCCUUUUUUAAUAUAAUGCUCAAUUUUUUUACUUUUGUUUCUAUUGUAAAUAGAAUGUUUCGCCAUAGACUUAUAGUUAUAAUUUAAUUUUUCUAAACGCAUGUACAUAUAUUAUUUGUAAAAUAUACUAUAUAUCCUUCGUAUAUUUCGAUCUUAAACUUCCUAUAUAGAAUUUAACGUAUGUAAUGUUACUCGCUGGUAACAUAAUACAUAAUUUUGCAUUGUGAAUUUUUUACUUGCAAAGCUUAAUAUUUCACCAAAGAACCACACACAACAGAAAACGACAUCACCGUAAUCAAACUUUCAUAAAACAAACUGAAAUUAAAUUAGUAUUAGUGCCAAAAGCGCGGACAUAUUUUAAUGAUACUUUUAAGUUAUCCUAAUAAUAUUCGUAUUAUAGUAAAUCAUUGUUCCUAAAGAAUAAUUGGAGAGUACUCGUAAGUGCGUAUUUGCGUCAACUUAAUUCUAAUAUUACUUAGAUUAGAUCAAACUGUGUACAUUACCCCUAUGCUAGAACAAAUGGUGCUUCACAUCGUAGAGUAUUAGUCGCCAGAGUCAGUCGCUUCGAGAACUGACCGACUUAUAGUCGGCGACUAAUUACUAUUUUUAAUUCACCGUGUUUACUAGUUACUAUUUCAUAUUCGAAAUUCAAAUUACGAUUCUCCUAAUCGAAAAGGCUGAAACGCAAUGCGACGAUUGGCAAACGUAAUCAUUAUAGGGUUCUGGUAUACAUAACGUAUACGUCAGUUAUAACUGAUACGUGACGUAGAACCAAUCCGUAGCUUUUUCUAUAUUUCUAUUAUUCUUGCAAUAAAUUUUAUACGCAUUCUCUUAUAAACAUUACUUGCUAUUUUAUGACAAGCAUUUAUAAAAGGAAAAUGUAUCGUUCAAUAGUAACUAUAUAAAGAUAACCAGUAAAUGUUUGAUAGGAUCAUUAAAACACCAUUUAUAUGUGUGUUCGUUGUGAUGAUUAUAUUUUCAUACUUUUGUAAUGUAGAAUUUGUAAUUACUUAUAUUAAACUUUGUGACCUUUCAAAGAAAUCAUAUUGUGAAAAGAAAUAGUGCAUUUAUUCGUUAUUAAUUAUAGAAUUAAAUUUAUUUUAAACAGUAACUCUACUAAAAGUUUGAAAAAGUUUAAAAUGCUAAUAAAAUCUGCGUAAACAAAUACUAAGAUGGUAGGUGUAGUGUUUUAUAACUUUGUCAAAGUCAAGGUAGAGUAUACGGAAGCGGAAGUAGGAAAAGUUUAACGAGAUAUUUUUCAAAUCUAGACGAUUCUUCGUAACGUUUCGGUCUAUAUCGAAAGACCUUCCAUCUUAAGACACACAUGUAAAUGUACCUUUCUUUAUAAUCAAUGUUUAAUUCAGUAUCAUUAUUUCAGAGUCUAUUUCACAUCCUUGUUAUUGUUAUGGUUUUAAAGUUUAAGCAACAGUAUGCAGUAAAUGUUAUGAUUGUUAUCUUUCUCAGCGUUUUUGUUUAACACUAAGAUGUAAUUUAUUCUUGAUUGUAUUUUACCAGAAAUGUGAUUGUAUUUUAAUGUCAUUCAAAAGCAUGUAACGAGUGUAUAAUUGACAUAUAAACGCACAAAUACGUAGGAAAAUAUUCUGUUGCCAGUAUAUAUUUAUAUACCUCAUUUUGUAAACUACAAUCACAACCCAAGCUCUUCUGUAAUAUAAUGGAUUUAUUUUUAUCUUUACAUCAAUAAGGUUUUAUUUAGUUAUUCUAUCUGGAUGUUUUAUGUACAUUUAUUUCAAUGUAAAUAUGUAAAUUCCGUUGUUUCCAAGCUAAACAUGACAAAAUUCGAUUUUCAUACAAUAAUUUUGUAUAAAAUUUAACUAAAAUAGUUUAGUACUUACUUAAUAUAAUAAGUACAAUGUCACGGUAUGUCAAAAUAAGCAAUAUUAUAAAUGUAUUUUAAAUCUUCCGCUACAAUAUUUGCAUUUGCGGAUUACCCGAAAGGUGUUUAUGUAAUAUGCCAGAAAUACCUAUAAUCACUAUAAAGGCCUGUAAUUUUGUACACUUUGAUCGACGGUUAAUAUUUUACAACACCAAAUCGAUUAAAAAGAAAAGUAA
Pieris rapae (cabbage white) is the source of this 5861-nucleotide messenger RNA. RefSeq lists its product as uncharacterized. Gene Ontology annotation, molecular function: histone deacetylase binding; RNA polymerase II cis-regulatory region sequence-specific DNA binding; DNA-binding transcription repressor activity, RNA polymerase II-specific. Gene Ontology annotation, biological process: regulation of transcription by RNA polymerase II; cell fate commitment. NCBI's taxonomy places the organism in Eukaryota, Metazoa, Arthropoda, Insecta, Lepidoptera, Pieridae. The record is from RefSeq and is a predicted model, not a curated record. The transcript has 9 exons. Bases 387 to 3485 code for a protein of 1032 amino acids. Gene Ontology annotation, cellular component: cytoplasm; nucleus.